UCUUAUUGGGUCCAUAGUUUAUUUCUGACAGGCAAAGAAGUAAGAUUUCAAACAAAGAAGUAAUAUUGUCGUGUGGUCGGCGAUUUUUGACUUGAAAAUGACAGAACAGAGAGUAUACAUCAAAUUUUGCGCUAAAAAUGUAAUAAAGUGCAGUGAAGUGGUUAAAAUAUUGAAGGUUUUUGGCAAAGAUGCUAUAUUGCAACCAAGGGUUUACAAAUAGUGCAAACGUUUCCAAAAGGGCUAUAAGAAAGUUGAAAAUGCCAAGAGAGUUGGGCAUCCAAGCACAGCAAUAACUGAUGAAAAUGUGGAAAGAAUUAAAAACAUUGCGCUUAAUAAUCGCAUAAUCACUAUAAAGGAGGUUACUGAGAAAGUUUGUAUCUCAUACGGAUCGUGUGCAGCAAUUUUUAGUAAGGGGCAUGAAAUGAGUGGCAGCCAAAUUUAUUCCAAAAUUAUUGAAUUUUCAACAAAAUCGACAUUGCAAAAAUAUCGCGGAGGAAAUGUUGGUUGACGUUGCUGACGUCCCAGAAAUUAUUGAAACGCGACACAACAGAUAUUUCAGAUAAUACGUCGCCAAUAAACUGGUUUUGUGUAACACGGAGUAUAUAGCCAGAAAACACCCAAAGGCUAAAAUGAUAUCCGAGGGCACUCGGAUGCCCCUGAAUGCAAUCCUGAAGAAAGAAAGGGAAGAGAUGAAAAAAGUUUAGCUGAAGAAACAAACUGUUUAGGCCCAGUUCUACAACUUAACCAAGUUUAACCAGAACUUAAUUCAUAUUAUCCAAUAGGGGAAUGUUUAAAACAUAUUAAUCUGAUCAUCGAGUACCGAGUAAAUUAUUAUUAUGUGAUAAACUUAAUUCUUGCCGCUCGCUACUAGAGAGCGCUGAUUCCAAUACUGAUGAGUAUUGACGAUAAAGUCGCAUGUCUUUUAUACAUAGCUGAAAGUGAUUUAGUUUUUAUACAUUAAGUUUCUCAAAGCCAAAGAGAUUUUUCAAAUCAUUGAAAAUGAACCGUGAUAAGCUGUUUUUCCGAAGUCAGCUUCUUGACUACUUUAACCUCAAGAAAACUGCAACUGAAACACAUCGCUUAUUAUUCAAAGUGUAUGGUAAUAAAGCUCCAUCAGAAAGAACGUGUAGAGCUUGGUUUGAGCGCUUUCGAAACGGCAAUUUUAAUGUGAGAGACAAACAACGUCCCGGACAACCAAAAAGAUUUGAAAAUGUCCAGCUGCAAGAAUUGCUCGAUGAGAAUUCAUCUCGAUCGCUUGUAAAGUUAUCGAAAGUGUUAAAUGUUACUCCAAUGGCUGUCUCAAGACGCUUGCAUGCCAUGGGAAAAAUUUAUAAGGAAGGAAAAUGGCUACCACGGCAAAAAAAUGUCAAAACCGAGAUAGAUUCAUGUGAAGAUAUCGAGACUAACGAACAUUUGUACGCUGACUGCGCUGAUCAUCUCAACGAAAUGAACAGUAGGAAACAGACAAUACAGGCUGAUGACAGACCAUUGGGAUUCAGAAGAGGGUUGGAAGCAGACAAGAUCCUCGGCUCGGCGGAUGAUAACGGAGAGUUGAUGUAUUUGAUACAAUGGAAAGGAACAGACGCGGUUGACAUGGUGUCCGCCAAGGAAGCCAAUGCCAAGUGUCCUCAGAUCGUUAUUCAAUUUUAUGAGGAUAGGAUAACUUGGAGUAAAGCAAAAAUAAAAGUCUGAACCGCUUGACUUUUAUUGUGUGAUUUAAAUGUAAUAUGUAACUUUAAAUAUUAUGACUUUGCCAGUAAUAUUUAUAUUCCAUUUGAAAUACGUAAUAAUUAAAUCUUUUUUUAAAAUAUUGUUUAUUUAAUUUUAUUCAACUUUGAUAUUGAUACCAUACUUUGGCAGUGUAUCCUUUUUAAUUGGAUAUUUAUAUGUAUUUGCAAUAUUUCCUAUUUCUUUCUUCAUUCGCAAUCUAUAGUAUGGAAAAAUUAAUUUCACUAAGUACUAUCCCAUUUAUCUGUGCAAUUAUUAAAAUGUUUUAAAGAAAAAUAUUUCUUAAUUUGUCAGAAAAAUAUAUAAUACACGAAAUAAUUUAAAAUAUG
This is a messenger RNA of Monomorium pharaonis (pharaoh ant), 2057 nucleotides long. RefSeq names its product chromobox protein homolog 5. The record is from RefSeq and is a predicted model, not a curated record. The transcript is spliced from 4 exons. NCBI's taxonomy places the organism in Eukaryota, Metazoa, Arthropoda, Insecta, Hymenoptera, Formicidae. Bases 1000 to 1692 code for a protein of 230 amino acids. Gene Ontology annotation, cellular component: nucleus.